Molecule: messenger RNA, 976 nt
Organism: Sphaeroforma arctica JP610
Lineage: Eukaryota; Ichthyosporea; Ichthyophonida
Exons: 2
Coding region: 249-533 (94 amino acids)
Biological process (GO): mitochondrial respirasome assembly
Cellular component (GO): mitochondrion
Source: RefSeq, a predicted model, not a curated record
GUUAUUUCUUACUCAUUGGUAUUAGUAAGUAGAAACCCAGCGUAAGCCGGUAGUUGAUUCUCUGUGUUGAUAUUAAUUGUAGCUGGUUUAAUCCUUUUCAGCUAUUAGGGGACUAGCGCGCACAGCCUUCAACAAGUAGCAACUUCUUGAGCUUAGUACAACUGAGCACAAAAGCACAUCACUACAAACAACGAAGUGAAUCUCACUCCUAAUCGCAUAGCGAUCGUUGCAACAGAAUAUAACACAAAAUGGGGCGAAAAGAAACAAUUGGCGAGAAAACAUAUCGCGUUGUGAGCGAAAACCCGUUCAUCUCUUUAGGGGUGGCUCUGACGGGCGGCUGUUUGGCGGGGGCCUUUGUCUCGUUCCGCCAGGGCAAUCACCUGUACACUCAGUACUUUCAGAGGGGACGUGUGGGUGCCCAGGCCUUUACAGUCGGUGCGUUGCUGCUGGCGUUCUCUGAGGCGGAGGCGGCUAAGAAAGUGGCGCUGGUGGAGAGGAAGGCGGCUGAUGACGAGAGGUUUGAUAAUUUGUAAGCAGGGGUGCUGUAUAGAGUAUCGCUCGCGGUAUCAACUCGGCGGGUGCAACCCAGGGGUUUUCACGGGUAUAAACCAGGUUUAUUAGGGUGACGGAGAUGUGGCGGUGUCUGUGUGGCGCGAUUGGAUGUAUCGUUCUGUUGCGUUAGUACAGACUAACAGAGCGACGAGGAUUCAUUUGAGCACAGCAAAGGAACAGCAAAGGAAUGGUGUCUGGAGAGAUGGUUCAGUUGGCGCACAGUUACGUUAGUAGAAAGCAUAGUCUAAAACCUUGAACCCUGAAAGCAGAGAUUGUUAUAGAUAGCAAUCGUUUGUAGCGCAACUAGUAGGUUGCCAGGGUCGAGAUGGAGUCCAUAGAUCUUACCCUGAUUGUAUCACUCCGAUUUUAAAAAUAUGUAUUAUAAAGUAAAUAAAUUUAAAUAUAUAAAUUUAAAUAUAAUUGG